AGAUUCAUGCGAGUGAUAAAGUUCUUUGCGCAUGUAACUACUGUUCAUCUUUGCUUCGGCUAUUCUGCAUUUCCGCCAGAAUUGUUUUUGGCGGGAAGUGUUGAGAAGUGUUGACAUUACUCAUGAAAUAUGCAGAUACCAGUGAAAAUUGCUGAUGGCAGUAAACUGGGUGAAUGGGCCUUUAUUGAGUUACAAGGAGACCUUCGAAACAGAUCAAAUGACACUCUACAUUCUCAGUUUAUUGGAGACUUGCAUUACACAGAAAAGGGAGUCCCUGUUCUAAUAGUUGGCCACCAUAUCCUUUAUGGCAAGGAACAAGCACUGGAGAAACCAUUUAUUGUGGCAGAGCGUGUCAGGCACAAGUCAGAAGAUAGCACCAGAACAGAGUACCUUGUGCGUGCAGUUGUAAAAAGAAAACUUCUCUUCAAGUCACGUCCAAAACCCAUUAUCGCAACAGUAAAUAAGUCUGUUUGAACAUUAUGAACAGUGGUUUGAAAUGUGUUGACCGUAUAUUUUAUUUUAUGUGUACCAUAUAUUUUGUAGAUUUAAUACGCCCCUGUCUCUAAAGUUUUUUGAUAGUAUGUGUUGUAAAUAUUUCGAAGAAAACAAUAAACAUGAUAAAAAUUAAA
Molecule: messenger RNA, 629 nt
Organism: Schistocerca gregaria
Lineage: Eukaryota; Metazoa; Arthropoda; Insecta; Orthoptera; Acrididae
Product: chromosome transmission fidelity protein 8 homolog
Exons: 3
Coding region: 130-474 (114 amino acids)
Biological process (GO): mitotic sister chromatid cohesion
Cellular component (GO): Ctf18 RFC-like complex
Source: RefSeq, a predicted model, not a curated record